AUGUGAAUCUUUAAACCUUAAUUCAAUUUUAGGCGAGCAAGAUAUUCCUGGUUUGACUGACACCACAAUUCCACGUCGUUCCGGUCCCAAGAGAGCAAGUAAGAUAAGAAAACUUUUCAACUUGUCAAAAGAGGAUGAUGUGCGCCAAUAUGUAGUGAGAAAACCUCUUCCCCAGAAGGAAGGGAAAAAGCCUAGAACAAAGGCUCCAAAGAUCCAACGAUUGGUUACUCCUAUCAUGUUGCAGAGAAAGCGUCAUCGCUUGGCCUUGAAGCGCAAGAGGGCACAGAAACGUAAAGACCAGGCUGCUGAAUACGCUCGGCUGUUGGCCCAACGUGCCAAGGAGGCAAAGGAAAAACGUGCUGAGGAAAUAAGGAGGAGACGUUCAGCAUCCCAGAGGGAAAGUUCUUCCUCUGCCGGUAGGACUGUCAGUCAAAGUUAAUUUGGAUUAAUGAUAAAAAAAUACAGUUCUAUCAAAAAAAUGAAAAAUAAAUAAAUAUUCUGAAUUU
Messenger RNA from Centruroides sculpturatus (bark scorpion), 506 nucleotides. Its product is annotated as 40S ribosomal protein S6-like. NCBI's taxonomy places the organism in Eukaryota, Metazoa, Arthropoda, Arachnida, Scorpiones, Buthidae. Gene Ontology annotation, biological process: translation. The record is from RefSeq and is a predicted model, not a curated record. The annotation marks the transcript as partial. The transcript has 3 exons. Gene Ontology annotation, molecular function: structural constituent of ribosome. Gene Ontology annotation, cellular component: ribosome.